AUGGGCAGUGAUCCAGAGGGUUUUGAUCCAGAGGGUUUUGAUCCAGAGGGUUUUGAUCCAGAGGGUUUUGAUCCAGAGGGCAGUGAUCCAGAGGGCAGUGAUCCAGAGGGUUUUGAUCCAGAAGGUUUUGAUCCACAGGGUUUGGAUCCAGAAGGUUUUGAUCCACAGGGUUUGGAUCCAGAGGGUUUUGAUCCACAGGGUUUUGAUCCAGAGGGUUUGGAUCCAGAGGGUUUUGAUCCAGAGGGCAGUGAUCCAGAGGGUUUUGAUCCAGAGGGCAGUGAUCCAGAGGGUUUUGAUCCAGAGGGUUUUGAUCCAGAGGUCAGUGAUCCAGAGGGCAGUGAUCCAGAGGGCAGUGAUCCAGAAGGUUUUGAUCCAGAGGGUUUUGAUCCAGAGGGCAGUGAUCCAGAGGGCAGUGAUCCAGAGGGUUUGGAUCCAGAGGGUUUUGAUCCAGAGGGCAGUGAUCCAGAGGGUUUUGAUCCAGAGGGCAGUGAUCCAGAGGGUUUUGAUCCAGAGGGCAGUGAUCCAGAGGGCAGUGAUCCAGAGGGCAGUGAUCCAGAGGGUUUUGAAAGCCUGCAUUGA
Messenger RNA from Knipowitschia caucasica, 579 nucleotides. Lineage: Eukaryota; Metazoa; Chordata; Actinopteri; Gobiiformes; Gobiidae. The record is from the annotation of a GenBank genome assembly.